Cynara cardunculus var. scolymus (artichoke) is the source of this 2499-nucleotide messenger RNA. RefSeq names its product nitrate regulatory gene2 protein-like. The coding region runs from base 356 to 2458 and encodes 700 amino acids. The transcript is spliced from 5 exons. NCBI's taxonomy places the organism in Eukaryota, Viridiplantae, Streptophyta, Magnoliopsida, Asterales, Asteraceae. The record is from RefSeq and is a predicted model, not a curated record.
UCAAUUAAUUCAUUUCCCCAUCUUAAAUUCACUCUGCAAGUCUUUAACUCGUCUCUGCCCAUUUUGCAUUCACCUUCACUCCCUUCUUUCUCUUGCAAAUGCACAUUCUUCUGGAUCGUUGUUCUUACAAACCCAACUCAUUUUUACCUUUCAAAAGGGUUUCUUGAAGCAUUUUUAUUUAGGUUUCUAGUUAUUUCUUGGAUUCUAUCUCGGUUUUCUGGAUUAAGUGGUUGAUUUCACCAAAUGGGUUCCUUUUUGAGCUAGUUUCUGAGAGAAGUUACAAAAUUUUGGUUCAAAGGCCACUUUAUCUUGAAUUUCUGACAAGUUUUAGGGUAAAGUUUGCUGCAUUUGAAGAAUGGGGAUAGCAAGUUCAAAGGCAGAGAGAUGUGAAGCUUUGCGUUUAUGCAAAGAGCGAAAGAAAUUCAUCAAGAAAGCAAUUGAUUCAAGGUAUGAUUUUGCAGCAGCCCAUCUUGCUUAUAUUCGAUCGCUUCGAAAUAUUGGAAUGGCCCUGCGUAGAUUUGCAGAGGCUGAAGUGUUGUUAGAUACAUCUUCAGCCACAGAAAUCGACAAAACCCCAACACAUUCAUCACCAUCUCCGCCACACCUCGGCGGUGGUGGUGGUGGUGGCGCCGCCGCCGCUUCAGAUGGUAGUCCCCAUCAGACUCAUGUUUCAAGAUUAAGUUACAUGAGGUCUGUUGGGACUAAUGCAGUCACCGUUAGCCUUAAUCCUUCCAAGAUUGAUAUUAGCACUAGGGUUUAUGUGGAUGAUGUUGAUUCUAUGUCCUUUUCGAUGCCGCCACCUCCUCCGCCACCGCCGGAAUCAUCAUCUUCUUGGGAUUACUUCGAUCCUGCUGAUGAUAAUGAGAGCUUUAGAUUUGUGGGUCAUGAUGGAUUUCAUGUGAACUUCAAUGAUAUGAGUGUUCGCAAACAAUUUACUGUUAAAGAUUCUAAUAUCAAUGGAGGAUCUACAACACCUCCUGAAUCUGCAAAAAAGGAUCAACAUAAUGACGAUGUUAAUGUUAAUUCGGUUGCUUUGAAUAUUGAAUCAACAGAAGAAUUCAAUAAUGUAAGUGAUUCAGCUGCUGGAGCUUUGAUCUGUAGAACUUCUGAGUCGGUUUUGAAGGAGGAAAGUUGUUUGGGUGAGGGAGAAACGGAGGAUCCUUCGGAGUUUAUAACACAUAGGGCUAAAGAUUUUCUUUCUAGCAUCAAAGAAAUCGAAAGUCGAUUCUUUCGGGCAUCUGAAUCAGGGAAAGAAGUUUCUAGAAUGCUCGAGGUAAACAAGAUCCGGGUCGGCUACUCUCAGACUAAAGGUACCUCGCCCUCAUCAACUUUGUUGUGUGUGAAUUGUUGUAACGGAAAAACCACACUCGUUUCGCAUGAACCUCCACAUGUAACGAAAGUUAUAACAUGGAAACGGUCAACAUCAUCACAUUCAUCGUCAUCACAAAACCCUCUAGCAUCAAGGUCGAAAGAUGAUAAUGAUGAUAGUGGUAGCGAUUUCAUAGAGGAGUUUUGCAUGAUUGCGGGAAGCCACUCUUCAACUCUUGAUAGACUUUAUGCAUGGGAACGGAAGCUCUAUGAUGAAGUGAAGGCAAGUGAAUCUAUCAGGAAAGAGUAUGACCGAAAGUGUGACCGACUUAGACACCAAUUUGCAAAGGAUCUCAAAACUCAUGUGAUUGAUAGAACUCGAUCUCUGGUGAAAGAUCUUCAUUCAAGGAUCAUAGUUGCAUUACAUACCGUUGAUUCCAUAUCAAAACGGAUCGAGAAAAUGAGGGACGAGGAAUUGCAACCACAACUCUUGGAACUCAUUCAAGCAUUAAACAAGAUGUGGAAGGCAAUGCUCGAAUGCCAUCAUGCACAGUAUAUAACCAUCUCGUUAGCUUACCAUUUAAAGAAACCAACAAACGGAACUCACCAAGACGAAGCAAAAAAUCAGAUUAUGAACGGGCUUCAACACGAGAUUGAAUGCUUUGGAUUAAGCUUUGCCGACAUGGUAAACAGUCAUACUUCAUAUGUUGAAUCGAUCAACGGUUGGCUCCAAAACUGCAUCAUCCAACCACCAGAGCGUGUAAAGGGUCGACGGCCAUUUUCUCCUCGAAGAGCCGUGGCCCCACCUAUUUUCGUCAUCUGUCGGGAUUGGUCGGCCGGGAUCCAGACUUUGCCAUCACAACAACUGAGCGAUGCCAUUAAAGCGUUUUUAUCUCAUCUCCAUCAGCAGCAGUCAGCCGAGGAAGUUGAUCAGAAACCGACAAUUUCGAACGAUGAUGAUACGAAGACCGAUGGCAUUGCACCGGUGAACUUAGGAUCGAUGCAUUUGAGUUUGACCAAAGUUCUCGAUGGGUUGACCAAGUUUUCUGAGGCUUCCUUGAAGAUGUAUGAAGAUAUUAAGCAGAAAAGUGAGACUGCUCAAAAUGUGUAUUCAAAUUACAGGCCACCACCCAGGGCUUAUAGUAUAUGAAAUUGUCCAAUUUGAAAGCGUUAUGGAUUUAUGAAACCUAA